AUCAUGUAGGAGUCUAUUUGCUGGUAACCAUCUAGAUUCACAUAUCGCUGGACUUUUAAUUUAGCCAGAUUAGGUCCCAUGCGCACUAUCACACCGUCUACAUUACCCAUAAAGCAACGAAGCGCAAUUCAAUCGUGGCCGUGUCUGUUCCUUUCCAAGGUUGAACAUUCCAUCGUCAUGGGCAAUACCUAAAGCAGAUGCUCGACAGCGGCGUACGGAGGGAUCCUUACUGUGAGCAGAGAAACACGGGGCCGGCCAAAUAACAUGCAAUCAGGCCUUCUAAGUCGUCCGAAGCUACUCUCUCUUAAGCAAAUGCCAGAAUCUCCCGACCAACGUUCUUCCCAAACCAGCUCGUUUACAAUCUCUUGCUCACUACGCAUCACCUCUGAUGCAGAACCUACACUUGCUCGACGACAAGAACGAUGGCAUUGAGGCACCCGUAUCCCAACGUUUAUAAGUUCUUCAACCAAUUCGCCGCCCCAGAUCAGGCCUCGCCCGAGCAGUCGUCCAGGAGUCAAGGGCUUCGAAAGAGUGGGCCGAGGUCGAAGACCGGUUGUCAGACGUGCAAACAACGACGAGUGAAAUGCGACGAAACAAAACCAGGGUGCGUGCGAUGUCAAAAUCUCGGUCGGGAGUGUGGAGGAUACGCACCUGAAGCGCUUGACGAUUCAUCCAAAAAUGUCGCGCCCGUUCCGAUCCAUCCACGACCGAUGUCUGUAAUGCAAUAUGCACCAUCCGUCGCAAUUCCAGGAACUCCAGACGAACGACGGUACUUCCAACGGUUUUGUGAUAAGACUGCAGCGGAAAUAUGUGGGUCUUUCGACCCCACAUUCUGGACUGAAAAGGUCCUCCAGCUGUGUCAUACGGAUGCCCCCAUAAGAUAUGUCACGAUAGCUUUAGGAGCACUUGCGAAGUCUCUGGAGGUCACAUCGUUUCCGACACGACUUUCGCUUUCGGGUUUCCCACAGAUUGAUCAUCAACAUCUCGAUGAGCAUCACAAGUUUUCCCUGAGGUUAUACAGCAGAUCGAUUGCCACUUUACGAGCUAUUCUUUCCGAUGGACGCCGUCACCUGAGGACAUCGCUCACUUGUUGUGUGCUAUAUAUGAGCUUCGAAGCCCUCCAAGGAUGUUACGAAGGCGCCUUGACACAUCUUCGAGGUGGAUCGAGACUUCUUGCAGACUGGAGAACAGCACGGCGAGGACAAAGCUCCAGAUUAUCACAGGAUUCUCUGUCUGAGAUUCAGGAUGGGCUCGUCGACGAUCUCGGAAGGAUGUUUGCGCGGCUCGAUGUCCAAGGAUUAUUUGUUCCCCCACCCUUCCCCAUGCCGGAAUCGGACUGGGAAGAUGUUGUCGUAGCAGAAUCAUUCGACAGCGUGCAGGAGGCACGAGAAUCGUUUGACUUCUUGAUGCAAGGAAUAGGACAAUUCUAUCGGAAAUCAGUCGCUCACUCGUACCAACAUCCAGAAAAGCUCACCUCGCCAUUUUGGCUUCACCAACACAACCAUUACUCCACACAACUAGACCAAUGGCGGACAUCAUUCCAGGUCAUUUUCGCACAAGAAGUUCGAGCAGGAGACAUUAUGGCCAAUUCAUCUGACAUGCUGAGUAUAUACUUCAACGUCGCUACAGUCCUUCUCGCUUCUAGCGUGGAACACACUGAACUCCUCUACGACGAAUACAACGAACUAUUCGCCGAAAUCGUAACAAAAGCACAACAACUCAUCCAGAGUUCUGAAGACCCCAGCAAUUCUUCUCGCUUCACUCUAGACAUGGGCACCAUUCUCCCUCUCAUGGUCACAGCAACAAAAUGUCGAGACAGACGAAUACGACGACAAGCCAUAACACUACUAUGGUCGAAAGCCCGACGAGAGGGUCUCUGCUACGAUACUAUCACCGUAGCACGUCUCUGUGCCUGGCUCUCGAGUAUCGAAGGGGACGGGAUCCAAGAUGAUGCGGAGCCCAUUCCCGAAGCACGACGAUAUACGAUUAGUUAUAUGCAUCUCAGUUCCGAGGAACGGUGGUUGGCGGUACAGCUCACUUCUGCUAUGACAAAUGAUAGUGGAAAUCAUACUUAUAGGGAAACGACAUUUUCUUGGUAAAUGAAGUAAAGGAAAGCAUUCAAGCGACAGGAGUUCAAGGAUGGCGCUGAUGGGGCAUGGGGCAUGGUGAAAAGUGGUACGGCGAAUGGCAAAGGCACACAUCCCGAGUGGCUUAAUGCUGGUUCAUAUACCU
Messenger RNA from Mollisia scopiformis, 2232 nucleotides. RefSeq lists its product as uncharacterized. NCBI's taxonomy places the organism in Eukaryota, Fungi, Ascomycota, Leotiomycetes, Helotiales, Mollisiaceae. The record is from RefSeq and is a predicted model, not a curated record. Gene Ontology annotation, biological process: regulation of DNA-templated transcription. Gene Ontology annotation, molecular function: zinc ion binding; DNA-binding transcription factor activity, RNA polymerase II-specific. Bases 423 to 2099 code for a protein of 558 amino acids. The transcript is spliced from 2 exons.